Messenger RNA from Engraulis encrasicolus (European anchovy), 7838 nucleotides. RefSeq names its product polymerase (DNA directed), epsilon (gene pole). Gene Ontology annotation, molecular function: DNA binding; DNA-directed DNA polymerase activity; single-stranded DNA 3'-5' DNA exonuclease activity. Bases 385 to 7281 code for a protein of 2298 amino acids. Gene Ontology annotation, cellular component: nucleus; epsilon DNA polymerase complex. The transcript is spliced from 48 exons. NCBI's taxonomy places the organism in Eukaryota, Metazoa, Chordata, Actinopteri, Clupeiformes, Engraulidae. Gene Ontology annotation, biological process: leading strand elongation; mitotic cell cycle; DNA replication proofreading. The record is from RefSeq and is a predicted model, not a curated record.
UCCAUGAGUGUUGUCAACAUGAAAUGAGCUGACAAUGGCUAAAAUGUUUGCUUUUUUAAUGUAGACCCGGGAAUCUAUGCUCACUGUACAGCUAUGUUUUUUGGAGCUGCAGGAGAACACUUCAAGACGACUGUACUGCGAUAGUGGAUGAAUCGAAGGGAAAUUGAAAUUGAAAUCUUCUCUUCAGCUAACUUAGCAUUCAGCUGUCGGAAGCCACCACCACAGACAGCCUGGUAGUUGUUUGUCACUAGUGGUUGGACAUUUGAAAACAUCCUUUACGCUAACCACUGAACUGAAGUGGUUGUAUCUUUGAUAGAAUUGUGUUCUUUAUCCUUGCUGCAACAAUAUAUCUCAAGGAAAGGAGUGUGCCAUAAAUCGUCUAAGAUGGUUCUACAAAACAGUGGAAGGUACAGAUCAGAGAGAGGAGGAGGAGGAGACCAGGAAAACCAACAAGAUGACAUGUCAGGACAGUCGGCCGCCAAGCGGAUUGAGCGCAGUCAGUUCACCGACGAGAUGGACGCUCGAUUCGGCUUUGACAGGAUGAAGGAACCCGGAGAGAAGACGGGCUGGCUGAUCAACAUGCACCCGACAGAGAUAUUGGACGAUGACAAGCGGAUGAUAAGUGCUGUUGAUUAUUACUUCAUUCAGGAGGAUGGAAGCAGGUUUAAGGUUGCCCUGCCAUUCAAGCCUUACUUCUAUGUUGCCGUUCGAAAGAACUGCGAGCGAGAAGUCAUCUCAUACCUGUCAAAGAAGUUUCAGGGGAAAAUAGCCAAGCUGGAAGUCUGUCCCAAAGAGGACUUGGACCUGGCAAACCAUCUGGUGGGCCUGAAGCGAAAUUAUAUCAAGCUGUCGUUCAGCACAGUGGACGAUCUGAUUAAAGUCAAGAGAGAAAUAUCUCCAGCUGUUCGCAAGAAUCGAGAAAGGGAGAAGUCCAACGAGGCCUACACGAGCAUGUUGUCCAGUGCGUUGGCUGGAGGAAAUGUGAUGGCCGGGGAAGAGGACGGGCCGUCUAAGAAGAUGUCCGAUCAGAUGGACAACAUCGUGGACAUGAGGGAGUAUGACGUGCCCUACCACGUCCGCCUCUCCAUCGACCUGCAGAUCCAUGUGGCUCACUGGUACAAUGUGCGGUACCGAGGCAGCGCCUACCCUCCUGAGAUCGUACGGAGGGACGACCUUGUGGAACGUCCAGAUCCAGUUGUGCUGGCGUUUGACAUCGAGACGACCAAGCUGCCCCUCAAGUUCCCAGAUGCAGAGUCAGACCAGAUCAUGAUGAUCUCCUACAUGAUCGAUGGACAGGGCUUUCUCAUUACGAACAGAGAGAUUGUCUCAGAGGACAUCGAGGACUUUGAGUUCACCCCCAAACCAGAGUAUGAGGGGCCCUUCACAGUCUUCAAUGAGCCUGACGAAGCUGCUUUGAUUCAGAGGUUUUUUGAGCAUGUCCAUGAGACGCAGCCCAACAUCUUUGUCACCUACAACGGAGACUUCUUUGACUGGCCCUUUGUGGAGACGCGUGCCGCACACCACGGUCUGAGCAUGCACCAACAGAUAGGCUUCCAGAAGGACAGCCAGGGAGAGUACAAGUCCAGCCAAGCCAUCCACAUGGACUGCCUCAGGUGGGUGAAGAGAGACAGCUACCUGCCUGUGGGCAGUCACAACCUGAAGGCGGCGGCGAAGGCCAAGCUGAGCUAUGACCCGGUAGAGCUGGACCCGGAGGAGAUGUGCCGCAUGGCCACCGAGGAACCACAGACGCUGGCGACAUACUCUGUAUCAGAUGCCGUGGCCACAUAUUACCUCUACAUGAAAUACGUCCAUCCAUUCAUCUUCGCCCUCUGCACCAUCAUCCCAAUGGAACCCGAUGAGGUUCUCCGCAAGGGCUCUGGAACGCUGUGCGAAGCCUUGCUGAUGGUGCAGGCCUUCCACGCCAACAUCGUGUUCCCCAACAAGCAGGAGCAGGUCUUCAACAAGCUGACGGACGACGGCCACGUCAUGGACUCGGAGACGUACGUGGGGGGCCACGUGGAGGCCCUGGAGUCCGGCGUCUUCCGAAGCGACAUCCCAUGCCGAUUUAAAAUGAACCCGGCAGCGUUUGACUUUCUCCUUCAGAGGGUUGAGAGAACUCUUCGUCAUGCUAUCGAGGAAGAGGAGAAUAUUCCGUUAGAGCAAGUCACAAACUUUAACGAGGUGUGUGAUGAGAUCAAAAAGAAGUUGAUCUCCCUCAAAGAAGUUCCCAACAGAAUCGAAUGCCCUCUCAUCUACCAUCUUGACGUGGGGGCUAUGUACCCCAACAUCAUCUUGACAAAUCGGCUGCAGCCCUCUGCCAUGGUGGACGAGGCGACCUGUGCGGCCUGUGACUUCAACAAGCCGGGAGCUACCUGUCAGAGGAGGAUGACGUGGCAGUGGAGAGGAGAGAUCAUGCCAGCGAGUCGGAGUGAGUUUCAUCGUAUCCAGCAGCAGCUGGAGUCUGAGAAGUUCCCUCCUCUCUUCCCCAACGGCCGCCCGCGAGCCUUCCACCAGCUCGACCGAGAGGAGCAGGCCCGACACGAGAAGAAACGUCUCGGCGACUACUGCAGGAGGGCCUAUAAGAAGGUGCAUGUGACGCGGCUGGAGGAGCGAGUGACCACCAUCUGUCAGAGGGAGAACUCCUUCUACGUGGACACGGUCCGAGCCUUCAGAGAUCGCCGAUACGAGUUUAAGGGACUACACAAGGUGUGGAAGAAGAAGUUGUCCCAGGCUCAGGAUAACGGGGACGCCGCGGAGGUGAAGCGCUGCAAGAAUAUGGAGAUCCUCUACGAGUCCCUGCAGCUGGCCCACAAGUGCAUCCUCAACUCCUUCUAUGGCUACGUCAUGAGGAAAGGGGCUCGCUGGUACUCCAUGGAGAUGGCGGGCAUCGUGUGUUACACUGGAGCCAACAUCAUCACCCAGGCCAGGGAGCUCAUCGAACAGAUCGGGAGACCUUUGGAGUUGGACACAGACGGUAUUUGGUGCGUGCUUCCCAACUCGUUCCCUGAGAACUUUGUCGUCAAAUCCACCCACGAGAAGAAACCAAAAGUCACCAUCUCCUACCCAGGAGCCAUGCUCAACAUCCUGGUUAAGGAGGGCUUCACCAACCACCAGUACCAGGAGCUGGUGGACCCAGCCAACCUAACGUACGAGACUCGAUCGGAGAACAGCAUCUUCUUCGAGGUGGACGGGCCUUACCUGGCCAUGAUCCUGCCAGCCUCCAAAGAGGAGGGCAAGAAACUGAAAAAGAGGUAUGCAGUGUUUAACGAAGAUGGCUCGCUGGCCGAGCUGAAGGGUUUCGAGGUGAAGCGUAGAGGGGAGCUGCAGCUCAUUAAGAUCUUCCAGUCCUCCGUGUUCGAGGCCUUCCUCAAGGGAACCACCCUGGAGGAGGUCUACGCAUCCGUCGCCAAGGUCGCCGACUACUGGCUGGACGUGCUCUACAGCAAGGCUGCUAACAUGCCGGACUCGGAGCUGUUUGAGCUGAUUGCGGAGAACCGAUCCAUGUCCCGUCGCCUGGAGGACUACGGGGAGCAGAAGUCCACCUCCAUCAGCACCGCCAAGCGCCUGGCCGAGUUCCUAGGCGACCAGAUGGUGAAGGACGCAGGCCUCAGCUGUCGAUACGUCAUCUCACGCAAACCUGAAGGCUCACCCGUCACAGAGAGGGCCAUACCUUUAGCCAUCUUCCAGGCAGAGCCUAGCGUCACAAAGCACUACUUGCGCAAAUGGCUGAAGAUGCCCAGUCUCCAUGACAUGGACAUCAGAUCGAUCCUGGACUGGAACUACUACAUUGAGCGUCUGGGCAGUGCUAUCCAGAAGAUCAUCACCAUCCCGGCGGCCCUGCAGCAGGUGAAGAACCCCGUGCCCCGCGUGCGGCACCCCGACUGGCUCCACAAGAAGCUGCUGGAGAAGAACGACAUCUACAAGCAGAAGAAGAUCAACGAGCUCUUCACCAGCGAGGGCAAGAAACAGGUGGCCCAGAUGAAUGAGGAGGCUAGAGGAGAGGCGGCGGACAUCGAGGACUUCGGGAAGCCUCCGCGCCCCCUGCAGCCCGCCAUCCUCAUCAGCACCAAGCGCAAGCGGGCGUCCCAGGGGGGCGGGGAGGACAGCCAGGCCCAGGAGUCCCAGGAGAUGGAGCUCACACAGUCCUGGAGGGAGAUACUGGGACCACCACCACCCAAAGGCCCAUCCAAGGAGGAGAUGCUGUUGUGGCUUCGCUACCACAAGAAGAAGUGGGAGCUGCAGCUGCGUCAGCGUAAGGAGCGCAGGAAGAGGAGGCGGCUAGUGGACGGCGAGCCGCAGCCCGCGGGCGGGGGCGUCAUCCGGGACGGGCCCACCACCGCGCUCGGGAACUUCCUGCGCAAGACGGCACGCAGCAUCCUGGACAUGCCCUGGCAGAUCAUACAGAUUGCAGAGAGCAGUCACCCAGGUCUGUUUAAGCUGUGGGCGGUGAUUGGGAGUGACCUGCACUGCAUGAAGCUCACCAUCCCCAGAGUAUUCUAUGUCAACCAGAGGGUUCCCAAGCAGGACGAAGGACCCACAUAUCGCAAGGUGAACCGCAUCCUGCCGCGCUCCAACAUGGUGUACUACCUGUACCAGUACACGGUGCCUGAGGACAUGUACCAGGAGCACAUCAACGAGAUCAACGCAGACCUCUCCGCCCCAGACAUCGAGGGAGUCUACGAGACCCAGGUGCCUCUGCUGUUCCGUGCUCUGGUCCAGCUGGGCUGCAUGUGCAUGGUCAACAAGCAGGCGGUGCGCGACCUGGCCGGACGAGAGGCCGACACCUUCGACCUGGAACACCUGGACAUGAGGUCACUUGCCCAGUUCAGCUACCUGGAGCCAGGCAGCGUGCGUCACAUUUACCUGUACCACCACAGCCAAGGACACAAGGCUCUGUUCGGCCUCUUCAUUCCUUCACAGCGCAAGGCCAGCGUGUUUGUCCUGGACACGGUGCGUAGUAACCAGAUGCCCAACCUGAGCUCACUGUACGGCGGGGAGCGCACAGCGCUGCUGGAGAAGACCACGGAGGAGCUGCUGCCGCCGGAGAAGCACCAGUUCGAGGUGCGCGCCGAGAACGACGUCAAGGCCAUCUACAGGGCCAUACAGCGCACCCUGCUCAACUACAAGGAGGAGCGCCGUGGUCCGACUCUGAUCGCAGUGCAGUCCAACUGGGACAUGAAGCGUCUGGCUGCAGGCAUGGGGGUCCUCGAGGAGUUUCCCGUGGUGCCCGUGCACGUGCCCGACGAGAUCAGCUACAACGUGCUGGACUGGCAGCGUCACGGGGCCCGCCGCAUGAUCCGACACUACCUGAACCUGGACAGCUGCCUCUCCCAGGCCUUCGACAUGGCCAGAUACUACCACCUGCCGGUGGGCAACCUGCCUCAGGACGUGUCCAUCUUCGGCUCGGACCUGUUCCUGGCGCGUCACCUGCGCAAGCACAACCACCUGCUGUGGCUGUCCCCCACCGCCCGGCCCGACCUGGGGGGCAAGGAGGCCGACGACAGCCGCCUCGUCAUGGACACAGACGACCGCGUCUCCGUGGAGAUCAACAGCCAGGGCUGCUACUCCACAGUGUGUGUGGAGUUGGACAUCCAGAGCCUGGCGGUGAACACCAUCCUGCAGUCGCAGCACGUCAACGACAUGGAGGGCGGAGCCAGCAUGGGCGUGAGCUUCGACGUCAUCCAGCACGCCUCUCUGGAGGACAUGAUGACGGGAAACCAGGCCGCCAACGCCGUGGCCAGCUACGACGAGACCGCACUCUGCUCUAACACCUUCAGGAUCCUGAAGAGCAUGGUGGUGGGCUGGGUGCGGGAGAUCACGCAGUACCACAACGUGUACGCUGAUAACCAGGUGAUGCACUUCUACCGCUGGCUGCGCUCUCCAAGCUCCCUGCUGUACGACCCGGCUCUGCACCGCACUCUCAACAACAUGAUGAAGAAGAUCUUCCUGCAGUUGGUAGCUGAGUUCAAGCGUCUGGGCUCUUCUGUUAUCUAUGGCAACUUCAAUCGCAUCAUCCUCAGCACCAAGAAACGACGAAUAGAUGACGCCAUCGCUUAUGUUGAGUACAUCACCAACAGCAUCCACUCCCGUGAGAUCUUCCACUCCCUCUCCCUCACCUUCUCCCGCUGCUGGGAGUUCCUGCUGUGGAUGGAUCCCGCCAACCACGGAGGGGUGAAGGGCAAACUCCCCUCCAGCAUCCUCUAUGGAGAGGAUGACACGGGCAAGAAGAAGAAAAAGCAGAAGGCGUCCGGCUCUGACGGGGAGAGUAGCGAGGAGGAGGAGGAGGAAGAUGAGGUGGCGGGUCGCGAGGAGGAGGAGGGCGACGGGGAGGGUGAGGUUGAGGACAUGAUCGAGAGCAACUGGAACAUAAUGCAGUACCUCCCCCAGACCGCCUCCUGCCAGAAGUACUUCCUCAUGAUCAUCUCUGCCUACAUUGCAGCUGUGUACCACAGCAUGAGGGAGGAGCUAAGACGGAAUGUUCCAGGAGCCACGCCCAUCAAGAGGCGGGGCGGAAGCCAGGCUUCCCAGCAGCAAGCAGGGGACAGCACCUCUCUGCCAGGCAUGAUCACCUUCUCUCAGGAGUACGUCUCUGGCGAGAUGACCCAGAACUUCUUCACCAUCACCCAGAAGAUCCAGAAGAAGGUGACGGGCACGCGCAACAUGACGCUGCCCUCGGAGAUGUUCCCCGUGCUGCCCGGAUCCCAUCUGCCCCUCAACAACCCCGGCCUGGAGUUCAUCAAAUACGUCUGCCAGGUGUUGUCGCUGGAUGCCAACAUUGUGAACCAGGUGAACAAGCUGAAGAGGGAUCUGCUGCGGCUGGUGGACGUGGGCGAGUUCUCGGAGGACGCCCAGUUCCGCGACCCCUGCCGCUCCUACAUCCUGCCAGAGGUCAUCUGCCACUUCUGCAACUUCUGCCGAGACCUCGACCUGUGCAAGGACCCCUCUGUGGCACAGGAUGGCACUGUUCUGCCCCAGUGGUUCUGCUCCAACUGCCAGGCCCAGUAUGAGACGGACUCCAUUGAGAUGGCGCUGGUGGAGGCCCUGCAGAAGAAGAUGAUGAGCUACACGCUACAAGACCUGGAGUGCUCCAAGUGCAAAGGGGUGAAGGAGGCCAACAUGCCGCUCUACUGCAAAUGUGCUGGAGACUUCAGCCUCACCUUCUCCACCAAGAACUUCUCAGAGCAGAUCAGGGUGUUCCGGAACAUCGCGGGUCAUUACAAGAUGGCCUUCCUGCAGGAGACCAUUGAUUGGCUGGUGCACAUGAGUCCUCAGUUGGCCUGAGGUGGCAAGACCACCAGGAAUGGAAACGUUCAUGCAGGGCUGGAUUGGCCAUAAGGCACGCAGGGCAUUUGCCUGGUGGACUGGUGAUGAUUUUGGCCUGGUCCUCCCCUCAAUGCAGUGGUAUCAGUCCUCAUGCCGCUACAGCUGACCUCUCGGCUUCUGAUUGACAUAUUCGUUUUGGCUGUUGGGGACAAAAUGGCUCGUAAUACUACUUUAGAGGACUAGAUUUGUUGUCACAGGCUUCAUUGUGUCUCUCAAUGCCUCGUGGACCGGUCUUGGCUGAAAAUGCCCAGCCUGUUUUUUUUCCUCCCAGUCCAGAGCCCUGCGUUCAUGUUUUGACACAAACAACCUUAACCCUUGACACAACCUUGACACCAUCGCUGUCUGAUCUUUGCAGACUUUAUUGUGCAGUCUGUAUGUAUUUUCAUCACGAAAGGAAAUUGUAAAUAACGGAAAUGUAGCUUUUAGAUAUUGGUUUGAUUAGAUUGUGUGGUAAUCAAGGUCUUUUUUCCCCAUGUAUGUUGUUAAUAAAUAAAUAUUUUUGCAGUAUUUAUAAA